AUGAGAGAUCGAAUGGAAAGAUUUGUACUUCUUCCCUUUACAUUGGGUUGUGUCUCGGAAUCCAGCAUUGCAGUUGGUGUUCGGCAGACUAAAAGAUCAAAGCUCUACGCCAAUCAAACUCCCACAAGAAUCCAUCACCAGAUAAAGGAGGAGGAGGAAGAGGAGGAAGAAGAGGACGAAUAUGAUGAAGAUGAAGAGAACUUAUCAGUUGAAAAUAUGAAAAGCCCAUCAAGUCUCUUGGCCCUUCCUAGGGUUCAAAAGCUGUUCAAGAAUUUCAAGAACUUCUCUAAUAUAUUUGUCGAGAAGGAUGAGAUGGAAGAAGGAGAGGCAGGAAUGGAAAUAGGACAUCCUACCGAUAUAAAGCACGUGACACACAUAGGAUUGGAUGGAUGUGCAACCUCUAUCCUCUCAAAGGGCUGGAAUAAUCUCACUCAACCACCUGAUCAUGAUCAGUUGCUUAAUCUCCCUCAGAAUUUCCAUCUGCAGAUGCCAUUUGAUCAGCUUCCCAUGGCAACUCAAGCUGAUCAUACUGUUGAUACACCUAAUAUCAAGACUUCAUUGCAAAAUCAAAUGCAGAAAUCCUUCUGA
This is a messenger RNA of Fraxinus pennsylvanica, 588 nucleotides long. NCBI's taxonomy places the organism in Eukaryota, Viridiplantae, Streptophyta, Magnoliopsida, Lamiales, Oleaceae. The record is from the annotation of a GenBank genome assembly.